AUGAUUGCAUUAGAGCACUGUUAAUAACUAUUAGAGCUUUACAUUCUAGAAUAUAGUGAUCCUGAUUAAAUUUAUGUUUAGGAUGAUGAACCAGUAUAUAAGAAUUUAAACUAAAGAAAAUACCAGUUUUUGAUAGACACACUACACAACAUGUCUAAUCUAUCUUAUAGAUACGUAAAUCAAUCAAACUAAAAGAUAUUUCAUCUUAAUAAGUAAUUGAUAUCAAAAAAGAAUAUGGUUUAUUUGAAACAUAUGAUCCUAAACCAUAACUCUUAGUUAUUGAUAGAGAUAAAUCUGAUGAUAAAUAUCGAUUAGAGGCAAUGAAGAAAAAAAAAGAUAGAAGAAAUGUUAAACUUAGAGAUCAAAAUUUACCUUAUAACGAAUUCAUACAUCCUGCAAGAUAAAUUUAAGUUAAAUUAUUAUUAUCAAAAAAACCAUUAAAAGAUUAUUAAGUUUAUGAUUCCGAUGGCAGCAUUAUGAGAAAGAGAGAAUAAGUCAAAUAAUUAAGUCCAAUAGUCAAUGCAGUGAAAAGUAAAUUAUAAGGAAGAGUUGAUAAAUAAAAAUCAGAAGCUGUUGCUGAAGAAAAUAUUAUAAACUAAUAAGCAUUGUUUAAAUUAAAAGUUUAAACAAAAGUCAAAACAUAAUAUGAUGAACCCUAUAAUUUUGAAGGUUUUCCUUUGAAACCAGGAGUUAAAUUAACAUUUACUUAAGAAAAUAAGAAAAAAGAGGAAGAAAAAGUUAAUAAUGAAGAAGAAGAUUUAACUGAUGCUGACACCUAUUAACUCUAAUAAUUUAUUAGAAAACCAAGUUAUACCACAUUACCUUUAUUUAAAUUACCAAAAAAAAAACAGAAUUUAAGUCAUGAAAGAUCAUUUCGUACUAUAAGAUAAAAUAAAGCCUUUGAUUAUUUUUGA
This is a messenger RNA of Paramecium sonneborni, 914 nucleotides long. Lineage: Eukaryota; Ciliophora; Oligohymenophorea; Peniculida; Parameciidae. The record is from the annotation of a GenBank genome assembly.